Messenger RNA from Brassica napus (rape), 3327 nucleotides. RefSeq lists its product as uncharacterized. The record is from RefSeq and is a predicted model, not a curated record. The transcript is spliced from 4 exons. Lineage: Eukaryota; Viridiplantae; Streptophyta; Magnoliopsida; Brassicales; Brassicaceae. The coding region runs from base 1 to 3327 and encodes 1108 amino acids.
AUGAAGAACAAGCGAGACGUUUUGGUAGAUAUUCAAACCUGGCUAGGCUAUGAUAGGAUCAUGACAGUGAAUCCUAUUGGGUACAGCGGCGGCCUAGCGUUGAUUGAAAGACCGCAUUUGUGGGAGAGACUAUCUCAGAUUGGAGUCUUCAGAAAAGAUCCUUGGUGUAUGCUUGGGGACUUUAACGAGAUCAGAAACAAUGAUGAAAAAAUAGGAGGUCCUAGAAGAAGUGUUAUAUCUUUUCUACCGUUUAAUGAUAUGCUUGAAAUUGGUGAGAUGGUUGAACUUCAAAGUUCCAGAGAUAGUUUCACUUGGGGAGAGCUUGUCAAAGCUUACAAAGAAGAAGAAGAAUAUUGGCAACAAAGAUGUAAGGAGCAAUGGGCAACUAAAGGGGACUUGAAUACAAAGUAUUAUCAUGCCUCAGUCAAACAUAACAGAGCUAAGAAGAGAAUCGUUAAGCUAAAGGAUGAUCUUGGUCAAGAUCAAUUUUCUGAGGAAGCUAAAGGAGAAGUUGCCACUGCUUACUUUGCUAACCUUUUCAAGUCUGCCAAUAUUGGAGAAUUUUCUGAGCUGUUUGAAGGUUUCUCUGCUAGGGUUACGCCUACAAUGAAUGAGUCCUUGUCCAAGGAUGUGAGUAAUGCAGAAGUCAAAGAAGCGGUAUUCUCAAUCAAGCCUGGGAGUGCCCCUGGUCCUGAUGGAAUGACGGGGUUAUUCUUUCAAAAAUAUUGGGGAAUUGUAGGUGAUCAAGUGAUCAAGGAGGUGAAGGAUUUCUUUUCCUCUGGUCUGUUUCCAGCUGAGUGGAACUUUACGCAUCUUUGUUUGAUCCCAAAGAUUGAUGACCCUAUCCUUAUGUCUGACUUGAGACCCAUUAGCUUGUGCUCAAUCCUUUACAAGAUCAUAUCAAAGCUUCUGGUUUCUAGGUUGAAACCGCUUAUGCCAGAUAUUGUGUCUCCAACGCAAUCAGCUUUUGUGGAGGAAAGGCUUAUAACAGACAACAUUCUUAUAGCCCAUGAGAUUAUCCAUGCGCUGAGAACUAAUGAUAAGGUCUCUAAGGAGUUUAUGGCGAUUAAAUCUGAUAUGUCGAAGGCUUUUGACCGUGUGGAAUGGGGCUACUUGCGUGCAUUGCUCUCAGCUUUGGGGUUUAAGCAAGACUGGAUUGAGAAGAUCAUGUUCUGUGUCUCUACAGUCAGCUAUGCUUCCUUGAUCAAUGAUGUUCCUUAUGGCCUUAUUCAUCCUGAAAGAUGUCUUCGACAGGGAGACUCCUUAUCUCCGUUCCUCUUUGUUCUUUGUACAAAGGGCCUCAUUCACUUAAUCCACAAGGCAGUUGAGAAUGAGAGUCUUCAAGGUAUUCAGUUUUCUAAAGAGGGACCGAUGAUUCACCAUUUGUUUUUCGCUGAUGACUGUUUGCUCAUCAGUAAAGCCUCUCCGGAUCAAGCUAGAAAGUUGGUGGAAAUUCUGAAAAUUUAUGAAAGAGCUACGGGGCAGCUGGUUAAUGUUUCUAAAUCAGCCAUCUCUUUUGGUGCGAAGCUUAAGGAGAAUCUGAAGGUUGAGAUCAAAGAAAUUACGGGCAUUGAAAAAGAAGGUGGUUCUGGUUCUUAUUUGGGAUUACCGGAGUGUUUCAGUGGUUCUAAAACGGAGCUCUUAGUCUUCAUCUAUGAUAGACUCAAGGGUAGAUUAUCUGGUUGGUUUUUGAAACUGCUGUCCCUCGAUGGAAAGGAAAUUCUGAUCAAAGCGGUCGCUAUGGCAAUGCCGGUUUAUGCAAUGUCGUGUUUCAAACUUACCAAGAUUUCUUGCGAGAAUCUUACUAAAGCAAUGGCAGACUUUUGGUGGAACUCUCUGGAGCACAAAAGGAAAUUGCAUUGGUUGAGUUGGACUAAAUUGUGUUUGGCUAAAGAGCAAGGGGGUUUUGGGUUCAAAGACAUUCAGAGCUUCAACCAAGCCCUAUUGGCAAAACAAGCUUGGAGAAUUUUAGCUUAUCCCGACUCACUGUUUGCGAAAGUUUUUAAGAGCAGAUACUUUGAAAAUUCAGAUUUUUUUUCUGCUAGGAUCGGAUCAGGACCCUCUUAUGCAUGGUGGAGCAUACAAUUUGGUAAAGAACUCUUGAUUCAAGGGUUGAGAAAGCAUGUGGGCAAUGGUCAAACCGUUUCUGUAUGGGUGGAUCGUUGGAUUGAAGGAGAAGUGCGACGAGCUCCUCUCAUGAAGAAUAUUUUUGUUGAUCUGUUGCUGAAGGUUAGUGAUCUUAUUGAUCAUCAGAACAUCUGUUGGAAUCUGGAGAAGCUUCGUGAUCUGUUUUAUGAGGAAGACAUUGAAAGGAUUUUGGCCAUGAAAACUGCCUUUGGGGAAGAAGAUUAUUGGGUUUGGCUGCAUAAUAGGCAUGGCAGUUAUUCGGUGAAAUCUGGAUACUGGUUUAUAAACAAUCUGCGUAGAAGAGAAGAAAUCAGAGAAGCUGAAGCACAACCUUCAAUUAAUGUCUUGAAGGCUGCCAUUUGGAAAGUUCAGACGGCUCCUAAGAUUAAAACGUUCUUUUGGCGAGCUAUGAGCAAUGCAAUUCCGGUGGGGGAACUCCUGGUGAAGAGAGGAGUUAAAAUGGAUCCAUGUUGCCAGUCUUGCGGUUUCCAAGGCGAGUCUAUCAAUCACAUAAUCUUCCAAUGCCCUAUAGCCAGGCAGGUAUGGGCGUUGGUAAAUGUUCCGUAUCCAGAGAAUGGCUUUCAUAAGGUAUCACAUUUCUCGAACUUCCAUUCCUUGAUUUUAAUGAUGAAAAAUGCAACCAUCCCUGAGGAAGUAAGAAAUGCUAUUCCCUGGAUUGUGUGGUAUCUCUGGAAGUAUAGAAAUGGUAUCAUCUUUGGUGCUAAACAAAUGACUGCGUUGGAUUUAGUGAUAAAGAUUUUCGAAGAAGCAGAUUUUUGGUUAAUGGCUCAGAAAAAUGAAAAGAUCCGUGAACAGGAGGAACAAGAGGCAGGGUUGGAUGUUACAAAGUCCUGGUCUGUUCCUCCAAAAGGUUGGCUAAAAGGGAACAUAGGUGUUCAUUGGAACAGAUCGCAAGCUAGAUGCGGAGCUGCCUGGGUUGUUAGAAAUGACAAAGGAAAGGUUAUUCUAAGACCGAAGGCAUGGCCUAACUUCAAAUGUCAAUACAUCCAGAUUAUGGAAAGAUUUGAGAAAUUAGAAAAGUGGAGAGUGUUGAAGGAAGAGAAGACAUCUAAUAGAGGAGCUUUCCUCAUUGCUCAAAGUGUGAUCAAAGGUGGAUAUGCUCAAUAUUAUGUAGCUACUGGUGCUCCUUUUUGGCUUUUGGAUCUCUUUGAGAAUGAGGAGAGGCUUUCCUCUUUAUAG